GCAGUCUUUGACCAGCAGGGGGGUUUGGGUGCACAUGGAGCCUCGAGAAAUGAACCUUUUUGUGAACCAGUUGGCUGGAAGGCUUCAGGGCUUCAGGAGGCUUCAUCUCGCCAUCACUUCCUGAGACAUGCUGAACAGAAACGUUUUAAACGUGUGACUGAUAAACCGGCAGUUGCGAUCUUUUCCACGCAGUUUGAUGACGUCGUCUCUCUACGCCGGAAAGGAACAUUUGAAAAUGUGUUUUUGUCGGGACAACAAACAACAGACGGAGUUCGAUGCUUCGGUGUUAAGUGACAUCACCGAGACUGCGCUCUCCGUCUGAUUCACACAGACCCGGGCGACGUAUUUUAACUAGCGGCUAGCUUUGUCAUAGACUCGAUGUGUCAGCAGGCUAACAGUCUGUGUAGCUGUAGUUGAAGUUAGCAUUUGAGGUGGCUGUCGCUCAUCUGUUUUUACACAUAUUUAUACAUAUUCAUCGAAUCUCUACGCUAACACCUGGUCCAGCAACACACGUUUAGGUUUUUUAUUGACUAACAACAUGAUUAGAAUAAUGUUGGUCAACUCGGCAUAAGUUACAGCUCUUGUUGUGCUUGGAGGAGACAAGGUGAUGUCUGACGUCAGGGUGAACAUGUGUGAACCAGACUCAUACGGAGCACAGGGAGAACCGUGUCCUGACCCCGUGAGACCUCCGAGGAAUGAGGCUCCCGGGCCUGACCUGCAGGGUCCUCAGCCUGCUGGUCACCCAUCCCCAGCAGAUGCCAGCCCCUCAGCCUCCGCUGAGACAAGUGGCUUGUUGUCUUUACCAUGGGAGAUGCUCUCCCACAUCGCCUCUUACCUCCCUGCACAGUGUGUCUUCUCUGUGCUGCCAAAGGUCUGCCAGGCAUUGGGUAAUUUGGAAAAGGACAGCAGCGCUUGGCAGCUCCGAGCACGUAGAUUAAUAGGAUCCCAAGCUGGCUUUCCAGUAGGGCCAAGGGAAGACUUUGACUGGCUUACUGCUUGCCUGGAGAUGGAGCAGCUGAUAAUCUGCUGGAAAAACCAAGAGGAGCUUUUGGCCAGACAGGCUCAGAAAGAGGAGGAGGACAGUAAUCAAGUAAGGCAGCGGCAACAGGCGGGGCAGGACAGGGAACCAGGUGCAGGGGGACAGGAUGGUGGCGGAGAGGCUCAGGUAGAAGGGGCAGGGGUGGCUGCGGAGGUGAUAAUAGAAGAUGAUGAUGGUGAAAUUGUAGCAAUAAUCGAAGAAGAAAGGGACCACAGGAUGAUGUUUGAUGCCAAUCAGGAAGAUGGGGCUCUUAAUCACCAAGAAUACCUGGCUGACCCCAGGAAUCUGGGUAAUGGAAGACAGGCAGAGAUGGAGCAAAGUCACCCCUGCAGAAGUCCUAGCCCACCCCCAGCCCUGGAAUGCAUCACCAUCCUUACAGACCACAUUGCCUCAGUCAACUCUGUUCUCCUUGUUGGGGGAGAGGGGAAAGUUUGUGCCACAGGUUCCAGAGACUGGAAUGUUAAACUUUGGGAUCUACAAGCAGGCUCUAGUGGGACGCUGCUGCACACAUUGGGAGGACAGGAUGCGUUACACACCCAUCGGGGCUGGGUCUGGUGCUUGGCAUCUCGAGGGUCUCUGCUGGCCUCAGGGUGCUUCGACAGCACAGUGAGGCUGUGGGACCUGCAGGCAGGUGGUGCAGUGGGGGGCCUGAUCAGAGCUGAUUCUGCUGUCCUCUGCCUGUCCUGUCAGACAGAUGUGUUACUGGCUGGUACAGUGAAGAUGAUCACCAUGUGGGACACCAGAGCGGCCAGCCCCGUGGUGAAAAGUCUCUGUCUCCAUGGUAAUGCUGUGAUGUGCCUGGCUGCAGAUGACAAGUACAUCAUCUCUGGGAGUAAAGAUCGCACUGUAGCUGUAUAUGAUCGCAGGGCAGGCAAAGUCUUGAAGAAACUUCGGCUGACUUCUUACCUGCGGUCCAUGAGCUACAGUGACAGUGAGGUAUGGGCAGGAGACAACAAAGGCAUGCUCCACUCCUUUUCCAUGCAAGCAGGGACCUUAAAAGACAGGGGGUCUAAGUUUGAUGUGGGACAUACUGCUAUGGUCACUGGCAUCCACAGAUCUCUCGGGAGCCUCUACACCUGCUCAUUUGAUCGUACUGUCAAGGUGCACAUUCCUUGUGGUCCUCCGAGGACAUUAUGCACACUGCAUCAUCAAGCUGGAGUCAGUGGGCUGAGUGUGGACGCUGGAGUCUUUGCUGUUGCCACAGGAGAUGUGUGUGUAGAUGUCUGGAGGCCCAGAAAAUGACAGAGCAGUGCCUGCAAACUACAGAAUGUGUCAAGAAUGAAUAGCAGAAGACAAAUAACUACCUGCAGCCAAACAACACCAUACCUGUCUAUCAGCAUUUUUAAAUUUGGAAUACCUGGAUUAUACAACAAGCACAUUACAUAAAACAUACAGCUCUGCAUCUGUUAUUAAGCGAGAUGUUGGUAGAAACUUAAAGGAGACAUACUUUGCUUUUCAAGUUUUUUGAUGCGUUUUUGAAUGUUAGAGCAUUUAAGCCUUUUCAAGUAAUUACCCAAAUUAAAAGUGUAAACCUGAAUAUGAGCAUAAUAUGUAGCGUUUAACGAAUCAAUAUUAAAAGGUACGGGUGUAAAUGAAGAUAGAUGUGGUACAUAUGGCCAAGCAACGCAUUUCACUUGCUGCACUGCUGAAAAAAAAGUUUUAAAAAGUGUAAAAAUAAAGUUUUUGGAAAAAGUGCUGCCGGUUGUUUAGUUUAGCUGCACUGUUAAACUGUAUGUUGAUAUUGUAAUAUGGCAGAGGUAUGUUUGUAAAACUUCAAGUCUCUUCACCUUUAUUUGUUCCUUGUUUGAUUCAUAACACAAACAGGAAUCAUAUUUAUGACUAAUGUCUGCAUUCAAAGCUUUCAAAGAUGUUUGUUCCUUGUUCCUUUGUUCAUCCUCUUUGAAUUGUUUGUUUCAUUAAAUAGCCUGAAGAAUUGAACAUUUAUAAUAUUCACAUGUUCACAAAUUGACUGAACUGACAUUGCAUUAGUUAGAGAACACAAUUAAUGAAUUAUACAUUUAUUGUUCUAGUUUUUGAGGGUAUGUCUAUGAAUGCUGUUUGUGUGUUUUAAUUAUAACAAUGUCAUUGUUUGGUUAAAUGUAACUAUACAUCAUUUGCACUAUACUUGUCGGAUGCACAUGUAAAAACACUGAAAGACUGUUUCCGCUGUCAUUAGAUGUCAUUAAAAUCUAGUGUCUGAUU
Messenger RNA from Paralichthys olivaceus (Japanese flounder), 3241 nucleotides. RefSeq names its product F-box and WD repeat domain containing 9 (gene fbxw9). Lineage: Eukaryota; Metazoa; Chordata; Actinopteri; Pleuronectiformes; Paralichthyidae. The record is from RefSeq and is a predicted model, not a curated record. Gene Ontology annotation, molecular function: protein binding.